Molecule: messenger RNA, 1228 nt
Organism: Cryptomeria japonica (Japanese cedar)
Lineage: Eukaryota; Viridiplantae; Streptophyta; Pinopsida; Cupressales; Cupressaceae
Exons: 2
Coding region: 419-973 (184 amino acids)
Molecular function (GO): protein dimerization activity
Source: RefSeq, a predicted model, not a curated record
UAGGGCCAAAGAGGCCAUUUCACAUUGCUAUCGUGGAAAUACAAGAAAAUGUGAAAUCCUUUGGCGCAUCAUUGAUCGUAUGUGGACAAACCAACUCCACCAACUGAUACAUGCCUUCGCCUACUUUUUGAACCCGAAAUUCUACUUCUCUGAUUCAUUUAGGGCUGAUGAGGAGGUCAUGGCAGGUGUUAUUACAUGCAUUGAUAAGAUGACACCUGAUCCUGAGUUGAGAGACAAGGUUCUUGAUGAGUUGGAGAUCUACAAAAGUGCAGAGGGGAGACUCUUCUCAUCACAACUAGCAAUCGAUAGGAGAGGAAAACAACAACCAGGUAAAAAAUUUAGUAACUUAGUUCAAUAGUGCAAGAAAAAACCUACAAACUUGAUUGUUACAUUUUUUUCUCAAUUCUAAUAUUUCUAAAUGUUUUUUGUAGAUUUAUGGUGGGAGAAUUAUGGUGCCGGCACGCCUAAUCUUCAAAAGAUAGCUAUCUGUGUUUUGUCUCAGCCAUGCAGUGCUUCUGGGUGUGAACGAAAUUGGAGUGUCUUUGAGAGCAUUCACACAAAGAAGAGAAAUAGAUUGUCACAAAAGCGGCUCAAUGAUCUAGUAUUUGUUCGGUACAACCUUCGCCUUCGAGUUAGACAGGUGGAGGGUGUUUCACAUGAGGCCAUUGACUUGGAUGAAAUUGAUCCAUAUGGUGAUUGGACCAUGAAUGAACAAAAUGAUGGUGAUGAUGUCCUCCUUACCGAAGAAGAAAUUGCAGAAAUAGAGAGAGGAGCAGCACAAGAUGCAAAAGGAGCAAGAUUGGAUGAAAUGGAGGAUGGAGAUGAGGACGAAGAUGAGGAUGAUGAUGAGGACUUUGACUUUGAAGAAGAAUCAUCUCACCAUUUAGAUACCACAACACCCACUGCUACUACUUCUAGCUCAAGGCCUGAAAAAUUGAGCUAUAUUAGGAAAAAUACAAAGAGGAAGAUGUAGUCUUCUCUUUGGUUUGUUCAUUCACAUUGUUGUUUUUCACAUUUGGAGUUGGACUUGGACAUAUCAUUAUAUGUAAUUAUGUGAACAUUUAUAUACUUAUGCUGCCAUUAUACAUUUUAGAGUUGAAAGUUGAAACUUGAAUAUGCUGCCAUGAAUGAUGAAAUUUCAAAUAUUGCGUGUUUGUAGAUCAUAUGACAUGUGUAAUGUUUCAAUUAUGGCACUUAUGUUCUCUAAAUGCAUUAAUUUCUUUAUGUU